CCGUUGCGGUAAACAAUUACAUGCAACAAAUGCAUCCAUGGUGUCUAUUGCUAUACAAUAUUUAUAUUUAUGAGUAUGGGGCAAAGACAUGCACAACGCAUCUGUUGAAAAUUUGGGGUUUGGAGCUAUCGAGUGAUGGCGGGAUCGGCUAGUAGUACGUAGACGGUGUAGCUAACAGACAUUGCCAAUGUACUGUGUCGUUGUUGAACUGAUACCGUGUAGCUUUGAAAGGAAGCACAGAUCGAAUGAUUACUUAACUUGUCGACUGUCUAGAGUGGAUUUGUGGAUGCCUUAUGACGACAAAGCGCAAACAUUGCAAUUAAUUAAGUGACAGCUGACUCAUCCUAUUACGUUAGGCAGGCAGAGCGCAUGCAGAUCUACUAGAAGGCUACAUUAGCCGUCUCUUUAGCUCAGUUUCUCAGCUAGCUGUCGAGGAGCUAUACUCGUUAGAGAGCGCAGUGAAAUUAUCCUUUUACUAUCUUCUUUUUUCUAACGUGUUUUGGUCACAAUGUCUACAUUGCCUGUGCUAAACAACGCUGACAUGUACCACCACUACUCGGAUGUACAAUUUCGAGAUGGUUGUUCAGUCAUUCACGAGAUGCUGAAACCAAAGCGUGGAGAGUCCAUUCUCGAUCUCGGCUGCGGUACCGGACGACUGACUAUGCAGUUGGCAUCUCUAGUUGGUGACUCUGGUCGUGUGGUCGGUGUUGAUCCUGACUCGUGCAGAAUCGCUGUAGCAAACGAGCAGCUAAAGAAGAUGGAUGAUAUCCCUGUAACGUUUCAGUUGGGUAGCAUUCGUGAAGCACUUCCGCUUGGUCCAUUUGAUGGAAUAUUUAGCAAUUACGUGUUCCACUGGUUUGAACGUGCCGAACGAGCAGAAAUGAUGCAUCAGAUGUAUGACAGUUUGAAACCAGGAGGACGACUUACGUUCGUGCUUGAAACCAAUCAGCCACAGCCCAAUGCCAUCAUUCGUGAUAUUUUCCGUCUGACUGAGCCAAACCUAGACGAAGAGUCUGCAUCUGGCAUGAAGAUGGACGUUCCUUCUGUGUGGCUGCAACACUGCAGUGAUGCCGGAUUUCUUGUCGAACUGUCAGAGGUGUUCAGGACAGAGAAGGCAGGGCCAAAUCUGGAUGCAAUACUUCAAUUUCUGAAAGCUUCCAUUCCCAAUUUCCAGCCCAUUAAGCUGACAGACGACGGUCUGCAUGAGUUGGAUAGCCGAUACAAAACAGGGAACGGCGACGAGGUUGCCUUUUCACUUACAGUAUUGAAAGUUUUGGCAAGAAAACCGCAGGAAUCUUAAGUCAAUUAACAAGUGUUAUAGCACAGUAACACGAAAAAACAAACUGACAUUUUAAAUGACUUUCAUUACCGUAACAGUAAUGACUGUCGUUGUAGAGUUAGCAGAAUGGAUGUUGAUAUAGAAUUAGUUAUUCGGUGUGUGGUGUGACUUAUCAAAUAUAUUCUUUCUGUUAGCAAUU
Molecule: messenger RNA, 1478 nt
Organism: Corticium candelabrum
Lineage: Eukaryota; Metazoa; Porifera; Homoscleromorpha; Homosclerophorida; Plakinidae
Product: demethylmenaquinone methyltransferase-like
Exons: 1
Coding region: 509-1300 (263 amino acids)
Source: RefSeq, a predicted model, not a curated record